Messenger RNA from Oppia nitens, 768 nucleotides. RefSeq names its product 60S ribosomal protein L13a-like (gene RpL13A). Gene Ontology annotation, molecular function: mRNA binding; structural constituent of ribosome. Lineage: Eukaryota; Metazoa; Arthropoda; Arachnida; Sarcoptiformes; Oppiidae. Bases 63 to 680 code for a protein of 205 amino acids. Gene Ontology annotation, cellular component: ribosome; cytosolic large ribosomal subunit. Gene Ontology annotation, biological process: translation; negative regulation of translation. The transcript has 5 exons. The record is from RefSeq and is a predicted model, not a curated record.
UCGAUCCCUGAAUGAUGUCAAGUCAGUGAACAUCCCUUUCCUGUUGAGUGUCUGUCUCAGCGAUGCCUGGAUUUAGUGAAAAGCCGAUCCUUAUCGACGGUCGCGGCCACCUUAUGGGUCGGUUGGCAACCGUUGUGGCCAAGACUUUACUGCAAGGUCAAAAAGUUGUUAUCGUCCGAUGCGAGGGAAUCAAUAUUUCCGGUAGUUUUUACCGAAACAAAUUAAAAUACUUGUCGUUUUUGCGAAAGAAGUGUAAUGUGAAUCCAUCGCGUGGUCCAUACCAUUAUCGGGCACCGGGAAAGAUAUUCUGGCGAGUAGUGCGCGGUAUGUUACCCCAUAAGACCAAACGCGGUAACAAAGCAUUGGACAACUUGCGAGUGGUCGAAGGCAUUCCUCCGCCGUACGAUAAGAAGAAGCGAAUGGUUGUGCCGUCGGCUCUGCGUAUUGUACGACUGAAUCCCCGACGAAAGUACUGUAAUUUGGGUCGACUGUCCCAUGAGGUCGGCUGGAAGUACAAGUCGGUGAUCGAGACGCUAGAGUUGAGACGCAAAGCCAAGUCUGCUAUUCGUCACUCGCGUGUUAAGAAAGACGACAGACUAAGAGCAGUGGCCAAGAAAUCACUUGAGGCUAAAUUGAAACCAUUGACGGAUCAGAUCAGAGCGUUUGGUUACGACGUGUAAUCUGUUUUUCAUUAUUAUUAUAUUGUAAUUGAUUUUGAAUUUAAUAUUAAAAAAUAAUUAAAAACAAUGAUUAAAGACAGUAUAAGUA